AUGUCUUCUCAAGGCUUUUGGAACCGUCUAACCGACAAUUCCGACCAACUCCCGGUCAAAUUGAGCUUCUACAACACCUUGUUCUUGGUGCUGGUAAGUUCCUUCGACAUUUUCCGUUCUAUUUUUAGUUGGGAAUAUGCAUUUGCGGACUCUACGCACUGUUUCAAAUGUUGCACAUGUUCCUCACACCCAUUUUGUGGGCUGUGCUGGUGGGAACUGUGCUGUUCCCGCUGAAGCGAGGUGUCUCGAGUAUUUUUGGGGGUAGGUUUUGACAGUUUGGCGCAUUACCAUCUGUGCUCAGCUAUUUAUUUGCUGUUUUUGGAUAUCAACACCUAGUACAAUAUAAAUUUGAUCAGAAAAUUUAAUUUUUGUUUGGUUUUUGAUUGAUCUUUCUUUAUCAGGUAUAAUGAAGUGUAUGCUGAAUGUCUGAGUAGUCUGGGGUAUUAUUACUUUGAUUUAGUCGUCUUUCUUGAGAUUUUUGAGAUCAAUGUCUAGAAUAAUAUAAAUGUGUCAAAAAAUAAGGUUUUUUGAUAAAAUUAUUGUAUGAUCCUUGUUUCCGAGGUGUAAUGAACUAUUUACAGGCUGGCUGAAUCGCUUGGACGAGCAAAACACCCCAUUUUUGAUUGGAAUCGCGCUCCUUCCGCUGAAUGCCUUCAACUGGGCUGCUGAUACGGUUUAUAACACUGCGUUUAGGUAAGUUUUCUUUCUUUGUUUUUAUUUUCCCUUCCGUUUUUAGUCCUCACGGCUACUACUAUCUCGGAGCGUACGUUUCGAUCAAGAUCCUUAGCUAUGGCGGGACGUUUGUUUGGAUUUUGGGCGCCGUUGGGAGCUCCUAUUCGCUUUGUGAUGAAGUUCUGGCAUUCCUCAACCAACGAACUGUCCGAAUGUUGGUCACCGUGUACGCCGUCACGUAUGCCGCCUGGAUUUUUGUUCAGGACUACGAGAGUUUGCAUAAGAAGAAGAAAUUUGCGAGAACUUUGUCCUUGCCCAUCUGGUAAGUAUAGGGUGCUUUUGAAGUGUGAUAUCUCGUCGCUAGAAGAGUAGUUUACGGUGGUUUAUGUAUCAAAACAAAGCUAAUGAGUCGAAGGAGAUAAGGAAAUUUUGAAAUGUCAAAACAACUUACCCUGAGGGCAUGUUUUUUACUAAUAUCUGUUUAUUUGAUUUUUGAUGGUUUGAAGUGUAAGAUAAGCGUAUAUUUUGUUGAAAGGCAUGAAUUAUGGGGAGUUAUAUGUCUUGAAAGAUAGCCAAUGUCAUGAUGUGGAAUAUAAUCUUUCGAAAUUUAAAAUUUUUUUGCCCUGAGGGCAUUUUCUUGAAUUUUUUUGGAAAUAUCCGGGAUUUUUUGUCUUAUUGGUAAUAUUUCGAAGAUUGGGUUUUGAAAUUAUUUUCUUUCGAUAUUUUUAGUCAUACAGUGACUUGUGGUUGUGAUAUAAAACACAUUGAUCACAUUUCAGGAUUGUCGUUUUGGCCUACUGCGCCGAUUUCUGCGGCCCACUCCGGGUCCUGGUCUUUGCUUGUUCCGCCCUUUCUCUCGGCCUCAUUUCAGCUGGCCUGAUCGGUCGACACAUCGGAAAUGGCGGUACUUUGGAUGACUCUCUGUUGGCGAACGAGAAUUCCGCAGAAACUGAGGAGAUCGUCAAAGAAAAAGAGGAAAUUUUGGAGACCGAAGGGGUGCAGGUAAAAUAAUUUCAAAAAUUGAACUUUUAUAUAAAACUUUUCUUACAAGGGAAGUCACUUUUUUCGCAGACGGACUUUGGAACGGGACCUAGUAGGUUUCAAACGUGAAGCGUCUGCGAUCAUAAAACUGAUUUCCAAAAGUGUUUACGGGGCUUCUCGGCCUAGAAAAUCGACCACAAAGUUUAGCCGAAAUGAGCGAAUAGCCUCCUGAAAAGAAACAGCUUAUUUCAUCUGCAGUGGUGGCCGAGUGGUCAGCGCGUUCGCUUUUUGCGCCAGAAGACGUGAGUUCGACUUCGGUCGUCUGCGGAUGCAUUUCUUUUGACAAUUGAAUCAAAUAGAGAGAUGCCGUUAACAUCACAUAUCCUAAUUAUUAGCAAUUUUUAAUAAAACACAAAUUUAGAAAGUAUAUCUUCAUCAACCCAGCCCUGUUUUGACUUUACAAUAUUCAUGAACAUUCAGCUUUGAAUUUAUGUUUAAAUUACUGUAAAAAAUUACAAAAGUGUAUACAUUCAAUGUUUACAUACUAAAUCAAUAUUUACGAACCAAAAAAGAAAAUAAACUGCGCAAGGGAUCGAACCCGCCUCUUCUGGCGCAAAAAGCGAGCGCGCUGACCACUCGGCCACCACUGCAGAUGAAAUAAGCUGUUUCUUUUGAGGAGGCUAUUCGCUCAUUUCAGCUAAACUUUGCGGUCGAUUUUCUCUGCCGAGAAGCCCCGUAAACACUUUUGGAAAUCAGUUGUAUGAUCGUAGACGCUUCAGGUUUGAAACCUACUAGGUCCCGUUCCGAAGUCCGUCUGCGAAAAAAGUGACUUCCCUUGUUAGGUAAAGCCAAAUUUGGAGGCGGAGGAGCAGAAAAAGGCCGAGGAAAGCCGCGUGGACCAUUUGAUCUCCAGCGACACACACCUGAGAAUCAUCAGCGCACUGUGCGUUUUGUUGUUCGCUGCAAGACAUGAUUGGGUGGUGCUGGUAAUAUUUCUUCUCAUGAUCCUCGGAAUGCUCAAGAAUGGAGGUGAGUGGGUAAAAUAUGCAAAUUUUAUUCAAUUGGAUGAUUUAAAAAAGUUUUUUGAAGUCUUAUGCCUAGUGUAAUAUAAAUUGUUGUUGUGUGGACAUGGAGAGCUAGUGAAAUAGUCUGAUUUAGUUUUAUAUCACCUAUUUUUCCAGCUGAACGUACCGGAGCGACAGAAUCAGUCCAACAAACUGUUGCCGGGAUCUGCGGACGGUUCAAGGAUAACAUCAAUAAGUUGAUUAACAUUGUUGUGGCUGGCUCACUGCGCAAAUUCAUCCAUAUCCUCUUUACUAGCGAUAAAUAUGUAAGCGAAUAGACUUUUUUAUUUUUUUCCCGAUUUUUUUUUGUCAUGGAUAAUAUAUUUUUAAAAUUUUUUUUAUGGAUUUUAGAUUAUCAGCAGUCUCAAAUCGAAAGUCGAGCUGAUCAGCUCGAUUGUGGUGAUGAUUAUCCUGGCUUUUUCUCUUUUCUUCUUUGCUAUUUUUACCAUUUUCCAAGUGCACGCCGAAACCGUUCAUCUGGCCAAAUUGGCCACGAAUGUGGUGUCCUCAAACCCUGAGUGGCUUCGAACUGCGCUGAAUUAUACGGACAAACAAAUUGCGGACAAUAAUAUCGAUGACUACAUCGAGGAAGUAAGUUUUACGGGCUGUAGACUGCGAGGGACAUUUUAUACGAUAAAAUUCGUCAAAAAACGAUUGAAAUUUGGUGUUUACUCUGUUUAAAAUGGUGAGAAUAUAUGAAAAUAGAGUAAUCAGAUCUGGUUUCGACGGAUUUCAGACGAAAAUUGAAAGGGGACAUGUUAUACGAUGAAAUGUAUCCAAUGUAGAUUACUGUAUUUUGAUGGUUAAUAUGGGGCGUGGAGGGUUUUAGAGAGGGUGUCGAUACCUUUUGUUGUAUUUUGCUUUGAUUUUGAUCAAAAAUUUCACAUUUCCUAUGAAUUUUUAUAUGAUUUUAGGGAUUCCUCCAAGGCCGCUUAUGGUUAGCCUCGAAUAUCCGGAAACUCGCUGACCCCAAGGACACCAAAAGAGCGGACGAGCUUGAAGAACAGGCUAAGCUGAUUGUCGACAAUUUGUAUCGAAUGUGGGAGGAACGGCAGAUUCAAAAUGCGACGGAUGCACUAACUGAUCGUCCAGACAUUGUUUCUCAACUCAUGUCGGCUUCGAAUCUGGAGUCCCUGAAGCAUGAACUCACGAUUAUCAUCAAAGCCAAUAUUGAGACGGUUUUGAGCGUAGGUUUGGUUUUUUGAGGGCUUUUUUUAUUAUACAUGAGGUCAGGUUGAGAUGGAUAAAAAGUGGUGUGUUUUAGUAUUGACUUUGAGAUUUUUGGAUUGUUUGACGUAGUGAAACUUAUAUUUUUUGGCUGUAACAGCGUGGAGUUUGAAAAUUUAAAGGUGGUUCGGGUUUCGACCUUAUUUUAGAUAUCAAUGUCAUGAAUAAUAUAAUUGUGAAAAAGUAGAUAAAUUAGCCUGAGUAUAGGAUUGAAUUAAUGUCUUAAAUACAGAAAAAUUUCCAAGGAACUGUAAAAGUAAGGGGGUUCAUAUUUUUAGAUCGCGCAAUCCCUCUGGACAGUCGUUUUGCUCAACGUAUCCCUCCUGUCAAGCGUAUUUUUCUCGAUUUUCGGCCUAAUCCUCAACUUUGGCUUCGAGUUGCUGAACUUUUUCAUCGAAAUCAUUGUCUUCCUCACCGCUGUGUACUACUUGUUGGCCUCCAGCACCGACCAAUGGCUCCCAUUGCAUUGGAUUUCCCAAGCCACUCCGAAAUUACAAGGUCACGAUGGGAAAUUGAAUAUUGCCAAGGCAAUUGAAAGCGCGAUCAGGUAAAAUAUGUCAUAUUUAGCGGUUAUGGGAGUCUAGGAGGAAAAUUGAGUAAAAUAUUAGGAUUUUUUUACCUUUUUUUGGGGAAAAUACCAAAAAAUGUCAAGUGUAAGGCCGGCGAUUCAAGUUUUGUAAGUUUUUUCUAAUUUUAGCGGCGUGUUCGUCCUCUCAGCGAAGAUGUCGAUCUUCUACGGCCUCUACACCUACUUUGUCCACGUACUUUUCGGCCUGAAUAUCGUCUUCGUACCUUCGCGCAAGUUUAAUAUCCAAAAAAUUGGAAAAUAAAUUGUGGUUUUAGUGAUUGCUGCGGUCUUUGCCGCCGUCCCAAUUGUCCCACCGUACUCUGCCGCCCUCUUCGGACUGAUUGAAUUGUAUUUGGUGAGAGGAGAAGGGGCUGCCAGCUUCUUCUUCGCUGCCGCCAGCAUUGCGCCGCUGAUGUUCGCUGAUACGGCGUUUUACAGAGAAGUGAAGUAGGUGGAUUUUGGUGUUCUUGAAGUGAUAGAGGAUUAGGAAGGCAUAUAAGUUUGAGAUCGCGUUUGAAUUUUCAAAUUUCCGCCAAUAUUGGCAUUGUGUUUCAGGCGUGUUAUAGUGUCCGGAAGGCUGUAAUAAGGCAGAAUUAGGUGUUGUGGGGCUUGAUAGGACCUUAUUGGAUGCAAAAGUAGUAAUAAUAAGAUUUGAUAUUUUAAGGCUUGUCAAGAUGCCAGGGUUCACUUUAGCUACAAACAAAGCCUCCGAAUUGAUAAAAACUUGGUCAAAAAGGCAUUUGCGUGGUGUUGCGAUAAAAGUUCUGAGGGGUUUUUCGCCCUUACAAACGAAAAUUAGGCAGCUAAUUUUUACAUAUUUUGAAUGAGAAAAAUUUCGCGAAUUUUUUGAUAUAUGUCCCGAUCUGUAACUCCAUACCCCAUAAAAGUACUUCCCUUGUGAAAAAAGUUAACCCAAUUUCUGCAGAUCGUCCCAUCCAUACGUGACGGGUCUCGCCGUCAUCGGUGGAAUCAGCUGGAUCGGGCUGGAAGGCGCGGUGAUUGGUCCCAUCAUCCUCUGCUGCUUCCUCAUCCUCAUCGAAGUGUUCGUCGAGUACGCCAAGGAGAAGUAA
Molecule: messenger RNA, 5582 nt
Organism: Bursaphelenchus xylophilus (pine wood nematode)
Lineage: Eukaryota; Metazoa; Nematoda; Chromadorea; Rhabditida; Aphelenchoididae
Source: the annotation of a GenBank genome assembly